Molecule: messenger RNA, 1857 nt
Organism: Betta splendens (Siamese fighting fish)
Lineage: Eukaryota; Metazoa; Chordata; Actinopteri; Anabantiformes; Osphronemidae
Exons: 11
Coding region: 2-1102 (366 amino acids)
Source: RefSeq, a predicted model, not a curated record
CAUGCAGCAUUACCACAAAGGUCUCAGACUCUUCACGGUGAUGGCAGUGAACAUUGUCAGGUGGAUUUUCUCUUUAGCCUUGUGCUUCAUGUGUGUAUCUUCACAUGAUGAGACCUAUGACAUGGACUAUGACAUGGACUAUGACAUGGCCUAUGACAUGGCCUGUGAAGACGAGGAGUUCUGUGACACUCAGACACUCUUUGCUCUGCUUGGUUCGUCUGUGCUUCUCCCAUGUCCCAUGACCAAGAGCCUCAGCGUUUCCUGGGUCCGUACCCCUGACUUGGAGCUGGUCAAGCUCUCUUCGAGGGGACGGAUAAACUUCCUGGACCCUAAACGUGGGCGUCUGAAGGCCUUUCCACUUCUGGCCACACAAAAAAACUUCACCAUCCGCAUUGAUGAGCUUGAGAAAUCGGAUCUCGGGUGUUAUCGCUGCAGAACCAGCGACGCUUGUCUGCAAGUGGAGCUGGCUGAAGCGACAGGGAACAAAGACAUGUGGCUGCUAAUUUACAUCUGUGCUGGGGUGGCGGCGUUCAUCUUGCUGAGUCUCUGCAUCUACUUGAUCAUUAGUCAAAGAAAAAGGGCCAGAGAAAACCAGCCUGCAGGUGCCAGUAUUGAAGUUGCAGGUCCCAGUGCUCCAGCUCAGGAUCCAAACAUUGCACCCGUCCAAGAGCAAGGAUUGGACAACAGCGUUUAUGAGAACGAUGACUUCGACCCGGCCAACUACCUGGGCCACCCCGCCAGGAGCACGCCUAGCGCACCCGAAGUCUCAGCUGGCGUGAACCAAGCGGAAGAUGCUCCGAGCGCCAGUGAGAUUUAUCCAAACCUGAACCCGUUCAACUUUGAAAGGGCGGAAAGCCAGAAAACAAAACACAGGUUUCAUACAGAACUCAUGAGCAGAUUACGACAAGCAAGUUUACGUCGACAUUAUUAUGUCAACCAGCAUGAGCUAAACAAGCAAAAAGCCAAACCCACAGAGGGGGAGACACAUCACAGAGAGCUUUGUUCUGCAGGUGCUGAGAAGAAGAAGAAGAAAGCCAAAGACAAUUGUGAAUAUAAAAACCCGAUUUACAACAGCAGCACAGAGCAGCUGAACCAACCGUAGAGAAUGAAGGCAGGUGUAUGAGCCGUUGCUGAAAGCAGUUGUUGAAAAUGAUGAUGGUGCAUUGUUGACCUUAGGAAAUCAGAUGUUUAGAAAGAUUCAACAAUCCAAUUCAACAAUUCAAUUGACAAUUUAACGUCUGUGCGACUGUUCAUAAACUAUCAAGGUUCGGGUUAUGUACUGUUAUGUUCAGGUUAGUAUUUCAUAUACAUACAGUAUGUAAAAUGUGUGGGAUCAUUGUGCUCACAAAAUAAAAGGUUUGACUCUGCCUUUAGUUUUCAAAACCUUCAACCCACAGAAAGUUGUGGGUCACAUGUUUGUCUUCUAACUGUAAAAGGAAACCAACAUCCUACAAGCAAGCUGCUACCGUGAACACACCCGUCUGUGGCCUGACAGCACUGAUACAACACUGCUGCCGAUCAUGGUCUGUCGCUUUCAUCUUAGUGUUGAUAAUGGAAGUCUGCAUUUGUGCUGCCAUUUGUUGUUUCUGCAUUUACACCCAGAUGAACAUGGCAGAUAUUACUAAGCUGAUGAAAUAGCAAAUCAAUGCAAUUACUUCCUUGGAGAAGGUGACUCCUUAAUUAUCUUAACAGUUUUUCUUAAUGAAUGUAUUGUGAGAAGAAGGCUGCAAAACAAGUCUUGAGCUUGUGUCCGUUUACUGGAAAAUGAUGCAGAUGACAGGAUGCUACAAAUGUACAGUUGUUCUCAUCUAUAUUUAUCAUUUUGCGAUUUCAGUAAGAUUAAAAUGCAACCACUGA